Messenger RNA from Oncorhynchus masou masou (cherry salmon), 2662 nucleotides. RefSeq names its product sodium-dependent phosphate transport protein 2B-like. The record is from RefSeq and is a predicted model, not a curated record. The transcript is spliced from 13 exons. Gene Ontology annotation, biological process: intracellular phosphate ion homeostasis; sodium-dependent phosphate transport. Gene Ontology annotation, molecular function: sodium:phosphate symporter activity. Bases 151 to 2091 code for a protein of 646 amino acids. Gene Ontology annotation, cellular component: vesicle; apical plasma membrane; brush border. Lineage: Eukaryota; Metazoa; Chordata; Actinopteri; Salmoniformes; Salmonidae.
GGUCCAGCGUGUUUCGUGCUUUAUAAGCAGCUUGCGGUAUCCAGGGAGCUCAGGUGAAGGACUCCUGCAAAAGCCUCCACUGCAGGUGUGUAUCACCACUCUUCAUACUGCAAUACACCAUACAUUACAAACAAGACUCAAUUCAGGGCAAUGCCUCUUCAUCCAGAAUUUAGAGAUACUCCGUCUCCCACUCUUGAUGAUGCUGGUAAGGCACCGAAAGACUUAGUCGUCCUGUCGGCAUAUUCUACCAUGGACCUGGUGGACAAGGACCCGGAUGAGGAUGACCCCUGGAACCUCCCUGAACUGCAGGACACUGGACUCAAGUGGUCAGAGUUGGAUGCCAAAGGGAAGGUUAUGCGGGUUCUGACUUCCAUCGUCAAGUUUAUUCUGCUGGUUGGAUUUCUCUACAUGUUCGUCUGCUCUCUGGACGUCCUGAGCUCUGCUUUCCAGCUAGUUGGAGGUAAGGCAGCAGGGGACAUUUUCCAAGACAAUGCGGUGCUGUCCAACCCUGUGGCUGGCCUGGUGAUUGGAGUGCUGGUCACAGUGUUAGUCCAGAGUUCUAGCACAUCCUCCUCUAUUGUGGUCAGCAUGGUGUCUUCUGGAUUGCUGGAGGUCCAGUCUGCCGUGCCUGUCAUUAUGGGAGCCAACAUUGGAACCUCAGUCACCAACACUAUCGUGGCGAUGAUGCAGGCAGGAGACAGAAAUGAGUUCCGCAGGGCGUUUGCUGGUGCCACGGUGCAUGACUUCUUUAACUGGCUGUCUGUGCUGAUCCUGCUGCCGCUGGAGGCAGCCACUGGUGUCCUGUAUAAACUCACCAAGAUUGUCAUCGACUCCUUUAACAUCCAGGGGGGUGACAAUGCCCCUGACCUGCUAAACGUCAUCACUGACCCCCUCACCAGUGCCAUCAUAGAGCUGGAUAAAACGGUCAUCAGUGACAUUGCCACGGGUGACCCAGCGGCCAGAAACAAGAGUCUGAUCAAAAUCUGGUGCAAAACAGAGAAAAUCACGACUCUUUUAAAUAUAACAGUUCCCUCAGCUGCCAACUGCACGAUCGGCGUCCCCUGUUGGGUGGAAGGCAACAAGACAUGGACGCAGAUAAAUGUUACUGAGACGAUCAAUCUAGAGAGAUGUAACCAUAUCUUUGCCUAUGCUAACCUGCCUGACCUGGCUGUGGGCCUCAUUCUGCUGGCCCUGUCCCUGCUCAUCCUCUGUACCUGCCUCAUCCUCAUCGUCAAGCUGCUCAACUCCAUGCUCAAGGGACAGGUGGCCGUGGUCAUCAAAAAGGUGCUCAACACAGACUUCCCCUUCCCCUUCGGCUGGGUCACUGGUUACAUUGCCAUCCUGGUCGGAGCAGGAAUGACCUUCAUCGUUCAGAGCAGCUCUGUCUUCACCUCUGCAAUCACGCCCCUUGUCGGUAUUGGUGUUAUUAGCCUUGAGAGAGCCUAUCCCCUGACAUUGGGCUCUAAUAUCGGCACAACUACCACUGCUAUUCUUGCUGCUAUGGCUGCUCCCGGGGAAACCCUGGCCAACUCACUCCAGAUUGCACUGUGCCAUUUCUUCUUCAACAUAGCGGGGAUCCUGCUGUGGUAUCCUAUCCCCUUCACUCGGAUCCCCAUCCGCUUGGCCAGAGCCCUGGGGAACCGCACAGCCAACUACCGCUGGUUCGCAGCGAUCUACCUCCUGCUCUGCUUCUUCCUCAUGCCCCUAACCAUCCUGGGGCUCUCCCUGGCCGGCUGGCAGGCCCUGGUGGGGGUGGCCGUGCCCAUCGUUGUCCUGGCCAUCUUCAUCAUCAUCGUCAACCUGAUGCAGACGCGUUGUCCUCGGUACCUGCCCAGCAGGCUCCGGAACUGGGACUUCUUGCCCCGCCCCCUGCACUCCAUGGCCCCCUGGGAUGGAGUGGUUAUGUCUGGCAUGGCCUUCUGUAGAACCCGCUGCUGCUGCUGCUGUAAGUGCUGCCAGAAGACUGAGGAUGAAGAGAAGGGUGGUAAGGAGAGGAAGAAGAGUCAAGAGAUGUAUGAUAACCCAGCCCUAACCAGAGACGAUGAACCACUAGAAGCUCCCAAGGAAACUGUGAAAGCUACACAGCUCUGACACAGUUAUGAAUUCACUGUAACAUAUCUGUAAGACAUAUAUAACAUAUAUGUAAUCCUCCACAUUUGCUCAGGCUUUAUGGAGUUAACCAGUCUCUGUUUAGAUGAUACUGUAUCAUGAAGUGGUGAAGGCCCGAACACAGCAACUGUACUUCUUGUAGGAGAACAUCACCAUAUAUAGCUAAAACCACUCCAUGGUAUCAUACAGACUCAUUAUGCACAUCCGUCAUAUAUUUUUGAUCAUGUUUAUUGAAUGUAUCAUUUCAACUUUCAUGAUAAAAUAGAAUGGGAUAAACAUGCACUUUAAAAAAUAUAUUAUUAAUGCAACACUGACUAUUUAAAAAUGUUUUACCUUUUGAUAUUUGUAAGUAAUACAAAUUGUUAGUUGUAAACAGAAUGUUGUGAUAAUUUCCAAAUAGUGUAAUGUUCCUAUUUGAUAAUUUACUGUAUUGCAUUGUAUAUUGUAGCAUGACUGACUGUAAUUUUACAUUCUGUCGGACUGAAUACAUGUUGGUAUUUGUUUUAUAUGGGUUUCACAGUAUUGUCUCUCAUCAAUAAAUAUUAGAAACCAA